Penaeus chinensis is the source of this 801-nucleotide messenger RNA. RefSeq lists its product as uncharacterized. Lineage: Eukaryota; Metazoa; Arthropoda; Malacostraca; Decapoda; Penaeidae. The coding region runs from base 1 to 801 and encodes 266 amino acids. The record is from RefSeq and is a predicted model, not a curated record. The transcript is spliced from 7 exons.
AUGGCCCAGAGGAAGCAACGUUCGCUCAGGCUACUCGGUAACAUCGCCAAGAAAAAGGAAGAUGCAGCCAGCAUGACCAUCAAACUCGAAGACAUGCUGACGGUGGUCAAGCCUCCACCGCAGGCGCUGGACCUCUUCAGGACGAAGAUCAGGAACAAGGACGACUUCGACACGGCGUAUGAUAAAGUGCCGGAGUAUAAGAUUCGGCCGGAGAAGGUGCAGAAGGAGGACGUCCUUGGCGAGGGUCCUGGAGGCUGGAGGGGCAAGGGCGACGAGCCUUCGCCCACCUACGCCGACCCGCUUCCUCCUUCCAUGCGAGGACUCAACAUGGAGGAAUUUUAUGAGGUGGACAUAGACUGGAAGAUGCUGACCACCGCCCGGCCAAAGACUCGCUGUGAGGAGGAGAUCUUUUCGAGGUACGUGGAUAUGGGUCGUCUACAACUGCAGCGCCUGCGGGAGGAGGCAGAGAAGCUGGCCGAAGGGAAGGACUGGCGCGGGAGAAUUGUCAAGGUGGUGCCGGGCAAAGGUUCCGUUCCUGAGGUGAGACUUCCCAUCUGCAAGGAAUGCGGUGAGGAACUCUGUCAAGGCCUGUGUAAAGAUUACCUCUACAUGAACUACACCAGACUGCCGCCGGAGGAGAAAAAGGAAGAAGACGAAUCAGGGCUUGACGUCGAAGACAUGGACACACCGAAAGGAAAAGGGAAGAAGAAGAAAAGAACAAAGAAGAAGAAGAAGAAGAAGAAGAAGGACGAGAACGACUUCCCGGAUGAAGACGCGGACGAUGAAGACGAAGAAGAAUGA